AUGGCACUCCUAAUGCGGAUUGUCCCCCCAGCUGGCAAUAAAGUUAUGUACGACCUCUCAGCCAAGUUUGGCUGCCACCCUGGUGACGUCAGCGACCUACUGCGGACAGCUAAAAACCUUGAUCUUGACGUUGUAGGAGUAAGUUUCCACGUGGGCAGCGGAAUAAAGGACCCGGAAGUGUUCGCCACGUCACUGCAGAGAGCCAGCAGUGUGUUUGGGAUUGCAGCGAAGAUGGGAUUCACUCUACAUACUCUUGACGUUGGCGGAGGUAUCUACGGACACAGAGGAGCACCAGUAUCUUUUGAAAAGGUUGCCACCGCCUUGAAUAGAUCUCUAGACGAGUUCUUUCCCGUGAGCUCCAAUGUCAAGGUCAUGGCAGAACCGGGGCGGUUCUUUGCAGCAUCGCCUUUCACCUUAGUGACAAGUGUGAUUGCAAAGAGGAAGUGCACGGCCGUCGUUGGGGAAAGAGAUCUAAAUGAGCUGAAGACUUUGGACCCGGAGAAGCCCCGUGACGUCACCCCAAGAUAUAUGUAUUAUAUAAAUGACGGUGUAUAUGGAUCGUUAAGCUUCGUUCUCUCAGAAGACACUUGCAUGAUACCUACAUUAGUCAAGGUACCCGCUAGUGACGUGACCUUCACCUCCAGCCUGUGGGGUCCGACAUGUGACGGCAGUGACUGUGUCCUGAAGGAAGGGCCUCUCCCCGAGCUCCAGAUCGGGGACUGGUUCUACUUUGAGAACAUGGGCGCCUACUCUCUCAGUCUCCACUCACGAUUCAAUGGAAUGGCUGUACCUGAGGGUCAUUAUAUGUGCGAGGAAGAGAUCUGGGAAACGGUUUUUGAAGGGAGCAAGACAGAUUGA
Haliotis rufescens (red abalone) is the source of this 858-nucleotide messenger RNA. Its product is annotated as ornithine decarboxylase 1-like. Lineage: Eukaryota; Metazoa; Mollusca; Gastropoda; Lepetellida; Haliotidae. The transcript is spliced from 7 exons. Gene Ontology annotation, molecular function: ornithine decarboxylase activity. Bases 1 to 858 code for a protein of 285 amino acids. Gene Ontology annotation, cellular component: cytoplasm. The record is from RefSeq and is a predicted model, not a curated record.